Messenger RNA from Apis florea (little honeybee), 3102 nucleotides. It is a transcript of the gene Elk, whose product is annotated as Eag-like K[+] channel. Gene Ontology annotation, molecular function: voltage-gated potassium channel activity. NCBI's taxonomy places the organism in Eukaryota, Metazoa, Arthropoda, Insecta, Hymenoptera, Apidae. Gene Ontology annotation, biological process: regulation of membrane potential; potassium ion transmembrane transport. Gene Ontology annotation, cellular component: plasma membrane. The record is from RefSeq and is a predicted model, not a curated record.
AUGCCGGUCAGGAAGGGCCUCCUCGCCCCACAAAAUACUUUCCUAGAUACUAUCGCUACUCGCUUCGAUGGAACCCACAGCAAUUUUGUGCUGGGAAAUGCCCAGGUUCCGUCCCUCUAUCCGAUCGUUUAUUGCUCGGACGGUUUCUGCGAGCUGACAGGAUUCGCGCGAGCGCAAAUCAUGCAAAAGGGUUGCGCUUGCAAAUUCCUCUAUGGCCCGGAAACGAAAGAAGAGGAAAGGGCGAUGAUCGACAAGAGCCUCGAGAGCAAAACAGAGCUGAAGAUGGAAGUCGUGUUCUACAAAAAGAACGGGAGCCCGUUCGACUGUUUGCUCGAUAUUGUGCCGAUCAAAAACGAGAAGGGCGACGUCGUUCUCUUCCUGGCCUCGCACAAGGACAUCACCCACACGAAGAACCUUCAGCUGUGUGAGUUGCAAGAUAGUGAUGCAAAAGGUGGCCUCGACCCGGAAGCACCGCCGGCUAAUUACGGCAGAAGAAGGAGUCGCGCCGUCCUUUAUCAAUUGUCGGGCCAUUACAAGCAGGACAAUAAGCACAAAAUUAAAUUGAAUAAUAAUCUUCUUCAUUCCACCGCGCCACCGUUGCCCGAGUAUAAGACGACGGGGAUAAAAAAAUCUCAAUUCAUUUUGAGCCACUACGGCGGCUUCAAGUCUUGCUGGGAUUGGUUGAUACUCCUCGCAACGUUUUACGUGGCGAUCGUCGUUCCUUUCAACGCGAGCUUCAUUAACAUCGACAGGCCGACCAUGGUCAGUGACGUGGUCGUCGAGGCGCUGUUUAUAACCGAUAUCGUUCUGAACUUUAGGACGACUUACGUGAGCAGAAAGGGUGAAGUGGUGAGCAACAGCAAAAGCAUCGCUGUCAACUACCUGAAGGGGUGGUUUUUCGUCGAUCUUGUCGCCGCCUUGCCCUUCGAUUUCCUCUACGCGUCCGACGUUUACAGCGGCGAGGAAUCGGGGCACGGUAACAUCCAUUUGGUGAAAUUAACGAGAUUGCUUAGGCUGGCGCGAUUGCUUCAAAAGAUGGACAGAUACUCGCAGUACAGCGCCGUGAUUCUGACCAUGUUAAUGCUGUUCUUCAUCCUGGUGGCCCACUGGCUGGCCUGCAUCUGGUUCGUUAUCGCGGAGAAAGAGAGAUUGAGAAACGACAACGACUGGGACCUCGGCUGGAUUCACACGUUGGCGGAAAAAUUGAAGAUCUCGGUCGAGAACGUGACCCACGCGGAAAGUUACAUCACAGCGUUGUAUUUCACGUGCAGCAGCUUGACAUCGGUAGGAUUUGGGAAUGUUUCGGCCAAUACGUUCUCCGAGAAGUUCUUCUCCAUUUGCACGAUGCUGAUUGGUGCUCUGAUGCAUGCCGUGGUCUUUGGUAACGUGACUGCAAUUAUUCAAAGAAUUUACUCUAGAAGAUCGCUGUACCAAACAAAAUUGCGGGAUCUCAAGGAUUUUUUCGUAUUGCAUCAGAUCCCCGAAGAACUGAAACAACGUAUGCAAGACUAUUUCCAAACUAUGUGGUCCUUGAAUCAUGGUAUCGAUAUACACGAGACCCUGAAACAAUUUCCAGAGGAGCUGCGAGGAGAUGUUUCGAUGCACUUACAUCGCGAGAUAUUAAAUUUACCCAUAUUCGAGCCCGCCUCCCAGGGCUGUCUCAAAUUACUUUCUCUCCGAAUUAAAAAUAAUUUUUGCGCCCCCGGCGAGUUUUUAGUUCACAAAGGGGACGCGCUCUCUUACAUAUAUUACUUGUGCAACGGUUCCAUGGAAGUAGUGCAGAAUAACAUGGUAGUUGCGAUCUUAGGUAAAGGCGAUCUGGUGGGCUGUGACAUAAACGUUCACCUGCAGCACACGAGUAACGGAGGUGGGCCAGGCGGGGGAGGUGCCGCGGAUGUCGUAGUGAAAUCGAGCUGCGACGUUAAAGCGUUAACCUACUGCGAUUUAAAGUGCAUAAAUAUGCAUGGAUUAGUCGAGGUGCUUCGUUUGUAUCCCGAGUAUCAGCAUCAGUUUGCAAAUGAUAUACAACACGAUCUCACUUACAAUUUACGGGAGGGAUACGAAGCCGAGCAAGAAUCGGAUAUGAAUGGGCCGUCGUUAACCUUACCCUCCAUCAGCGAGGACGACGAAAACGUGCCCGACGAGGGGGAGACGUCGCCCCUGUCGCCGCCCAACAAAUCACCUUUGCACACGUCCUCGAGCCCGAGACACGCCAAAUUCAGGGACGAGUAUCGAGAGGCGAGAAGGCCUGCGAGGGGAGUUUUGGUGAGAGGAGGAAGGGCGGCUCAAGUGAUCGCUCAAGAAUCGAUGGAGGAGCACAUCCGAGGAUCCGUGGAACGGCUGGACACCCAAUUUUCCACGUUGCACCAAGACGUUGCCACGUUGAGUUGCGAGGUGAGAAAUGCCAUACAAGCUCUACAAAUAUUAGCGUGUUCGCCUCAAAGUAAUCCGAAUUUACCAACCCCCGCGAGUCGUGGGAGCGGAGUUUUGGCGAGAAGCUCGUCCCAUCCGCCGGACGCUAUAUGCUGGGAUCCACCAAGGAGAAUGUUGGACGCGUCCACGCAGACCGACUGGCCCGUAGACCUGUUCGAAUCCUGGGUUCGAGCAAAUUCUCGAACAGUUCUAAGGAUCCUCGAACUCGACCCGGAUCUUCUUUCGAGGCAGCAACACUCCCCGACACCGUCCCCCUCUUCACCUCCACCACCGCCGUACGAGCCCUUGUCACCUGUUGUUGGAACACCGCCACGAUCACUGUCCCCUGCCCAAGGAAACGAGUUCGUUUUUGGCAAUAAUCGAGGGGGGGAGCAGCAGCAGCAGCAGCAACAACAACACAUUCCUCGCACGUAUAAACCGACAAACUCUACGUGGGAUCCCGAGAAUAAAUUGUUGCACAGAUUUAGCGCCGGCGAUGCUGACAACGCAUCCUUAUAUCAGGCAUUUAGCAAUUUGCGCCGACUUCCUGAAUCGCGAUCGCUAAAAUUCGAUCCGUUUGAUAGCUGAACGUUUCCAGAAACAUAUCAGGGUUACAAGCCUUAGAAGAACGCAGACCGAAGGAUAAAAUAUCGAGAAUAUACUACUUGUAGAAACAAAAGAAGCAAAAGA